CAGCCAAACUGCUGAACUAAAGCUGUAAAGCCUAGCUUAAAAGCCAAACGCAAACUUCAAACUUGAGAGAGAACGGAGAAGGUCGAUCAUGGCAGCUCGCAAGAGACCCUCAGCUACAAAUUCAACAACGACAACAGACGCCUCAAAACCUGAACCCACAACAACCCCAGAACCACUCCCUCCAAAGACCGAUGACCCACCGAUUGCUCCGCCCAAAUCGGGUUUAAUUCUUAAGCUUUUUUUGAUAUUAUCAUUGCCUUACUUUUACCUCAUUUUUUAUCACUAUCAGAUUGAAUCUGAGCUCCGGAGAUCCAUUCUAAUUAAUGCUGGACUCAGUCUUGCCGGCUUCUUUGUUACCCAGAGGAUGAUUCCCGUUGCUUCUAGAUACGUUUUGCGAAGGAACUUGUUUGGUUUUGAUAUCAACAAGAAGGGCACCCCGCAAGGCACUGUUAAAGUGCCUGAAUCAUUGGGUAUUGUUGUUGGGAUUGUAUUCAUGGUCUUAGCCAUAUUGUUUCAGUAUUUUAACUUUACAGCGGACUCAAAUUGGCUCGUUGAGUACAAUGCAGCCUUGGCAUCCAUCUGCUUCAUGCUUUUGCUUGGAUUUGUAGAUGAUGUCCUUGAUGUACCUUGGAGAGUGAAACUAAUACUGCCGUCAUUUGCUGCUCUUCCCUUGUUGAUGGCAUAUGCUGGACAUACCACUAUUAUUAUACCAAAGCCUCUUGUUCCUUAUGUUGGCUUCAAGAUUUUGGAUCUAGGAUGGAUAUAUAAACUAUAUAUGGGGCUUUUGACAGUUUUUUGUACAAACUCCAUUAAUAUUCAUGCUGGUUUGAAUGGCCUUGAAGUGGGGCAAACUGUUGUGAUUGCAUCUGCUAUUUUGAUUCAUAAUAUUAUGCAAAUUGGAGCUUCUGUGGAUCCUGAGUAUAAACAGGCACAUGCAUUCUCUAUUUAUCUGGUUCAACCCUUAUUGGCCACAUCAUUGGCUUUGUUUUCUUACAACUGGUAUCCUUCUUCAGUUUUUGUUGGAGACACUUAUACGUACUUUGCUGGUAUGGCUAUGGCUGUAAUUGGGAUUCUAGCUCAUUUCAGCGAGACACUGCUGAUUUUCUUUGCCCCUCAAGUGAUAAACUUUCUCUUGUCAGUCCCCCAGCUUUUUGGCUUUGUAAAAUGCCCACGGCAUCGUUUGCCCAGGUUUGAUCCGCAGACUGGAUUGUUGACUGGGACAAAUGACGGCACUCUUGUUAACUUUUUCUUAAGAAUGUUUGGAAAGAUGUCAGAAAAUAAACUUUGUGCGGCACUUCUUGCUUUCCAGGCAAUUGCAUGCGGCCUGUGUUUUGUGCUGAGGUACUUGCUCACUGGUUGGUACAAAUGAGGCUGAGAAAGUGGUUUAGUGUCCAACACAUUAUCUUGUUGUCAUAGAUUCUAAGUUUUACUUAACAAAGAUUGAGAAUGUUGUAGCAUAUCAUACGAGUCUUUGGUGUACAAGGAAGAGUAUUUUAACUAUCUAUUCACAUCCCAACUACAUUUUUUGGGCAUUUUGAUACCCACAGAGAUGUGGCUAAUGCAACAUACAAUGCUUUCCUUUGCUUGGACAAGUCAAAUCACAUUCUUUUCAUCCUCUA
Messenger RNA from Mangifera indica (mango), 1619 nucleotides. RefSeq names its product UDP-N-acetylglucosamine--dolichyl-phosphate N-acetylglucosaminephosphotransferase-like. Gene Ontology annotation, cellular component: membrane. NCBI's taxonomy places the organism in Eukaryota, Viridiplantae, Streptophyta, Magnoliopsida, Sapindales, Anacardiaceae. The record is from RefSeq and is a predicted model, not a curated record. Gene Ontology annotation, molecular function: UDP-N-acetylglucosamine-dolichyl-phosphate N-acetylglucosaminephosphotransferase activity. The coding region runs from base 89 to 1369 and encodes 426 amino acids. The transcript has 11 exons. Gene Ontology annotation, biological process: dolichol-linked oligosaccharide biosynthetic process; protein N-linked glycosylation.